This is a messenger RNA of Brassica oleracea var. oleracea, 3124 nucleotides long. RefSeq names its product calcium-transporting ATPase 2, plasma membrane-type-like. Gene Ontology annotation, biological process: calcium ion transmembrane transport. Lineage: Eukaryota; Viridiplantae; Streptophyta; Magnoliopsida; Brassicales; Brassicaceae. The transcript is spliced from 7 exons. Gene Ontology annotation, molecular function: ATP binding; P-type calcium transporter activity; ATP hydrolysis activity. The record is from RefSeq and is a predicted model, not a curated record. The coding region runs from base 1 to 2895 and encodes 964 amino acids. Gene Ontology annotation, cellular component: intracellular membrane-bounded organelle; membrane.
AUGUGGGCCAAUUGUCAUGCUCACGGGUUCGACGUCAGGCGGAGGCAAACUGCCUAUUUUGUCACCAAAUGCGGUGUGGCUCCAAGUGAGUACACAGUCCCCGAAGAAGUCAAAGCGGCAGGCUUCGACAUCUGCGCGGACGAGCUAGGCUCAAUAGUCGAAAGCCACGACGUCAAGAAACUCAAGUUCCACGGCGGAGUCGACGGUCUCGCAUGCAAACUCAAAGCAUCUCCCACCGAAGGACUCUCAACAACAGACGCUUCCCACUUAUCCCAACGCCAAGACCUCUUCGGGAUCAACAAGUUCGCAGAGAGCGAGCUCAAAAGCUUCUGGCUGUUCGUAUGGGAAGCUCUCCAAGACAUGACGCUAAUGAUCCUCGGCGUCUGCGCGUUCGUGUCCUUGAUCGUUGGGAUAGCUACAGAAGGAUGGCCUAAAGGCUCCCACGAUGGUCUAGGCAUCGUGGCGAGUAUCCUCUUUGUUGUGUUUGUGACUGCUACUAGUGAUUACCGUCAGAGUUUGCAGUUCAGGGAUUUGGAUAAGGAGAAGAAGAAGAUCACCGUUCAGGUGACUAGGAAUGGGUUUAGACAGAAGAUGUCCAUCUACGAGUUGCUUCCUGGGGACGUUGUUCAUCUGGGGAUUGGUGAUCAGGUUCCAGCUGAUGGUUUGUUCCUGUCUGGAUUCUCUGUGGUGAUAGAUGAGUCUAGCUUGACCGGUGAGAGCGAGCCUGUGAUGGUUAAUGCGGAGAAUCCAUUCCUUUUGUCUGGGACAAAAGUGCAAGACGGGUCUUGUAAGAUGAUGGUGACCACCGUUGGGAUGAGGACUCAGUGGGGGAAGCUGAUGGCGACUUUGACCGAAGGCGGCGACGACGAAACUCCCUUGCAGGUGAAGCUUAACGGAGUUGCUACCAUCAUUGGGAAAAUAGGUCUCUUCUUCGCCGUGGUGACCUUUGCUGUUUUGGUGCAAGGGAUGUUCAUGAGGAAGCUAUCAAUGAAAACUCACUGGAUAUGGUCUGGUGACGAGGCCUUGGAGCUUCUUGAGUACUUUGCGAUCGCUGUGACUAUUGUCGUGGUUGCUGUACCCGAGGGGUUGCCUUUGGCUGUGACUCUGAGUCUCGCGUUCGCGAUGAAGAAGAUGAUGAACGAUAAAGCACUCGUCAGGCAUUUAGCUGCCUGCGAGACUAUGGGGUCCGCGACUACGAUAUGCAGUGAUAAGACUGGUACACUCACGACCAAUCACAUGACCGUCGUGAAGUCUUGCAUUUGCAUGAGUGUCCAGGAUGUUGCAAACAAUGGUGGUAGUUUGCGGUCGGAGAUACCUGAGUCCGCUGUGAAGCUGUUGGUUCAGUCGAUUUUCAACAACACCGGAGGGGAAGUCGUUGUGAAUAAGCUUGGGAAGACCGAGAUCUUGGGGUCGCCGACGGAGACAGCUAUCUUGGAGCUCGGACUGUCCCUCGGCGGUAAGUUUCAAGAAGAGAGGAAGUCUUGUAAAGUGGUGAAAGUUGAGCCGUUCAACUCCACGAAGAAGAGAAUGGGAGUUGUGAUCGAACUCCCCGAGGGAGGAGGAAGGCUGCGAGCUCACACCAAAGGAGCUUCGGAGAUAGUCUUAGCUGCUUGUGAUAAAGUUGUGAACUCGAGCGGCGAGGUUGUUCCGCUUGAUGAAGAAUCAGUAAACUAUCUGAAUGUCAAAAUCAAUGAGUUUGCUAACGAAGCUCUCCGCACUCUCUGCCUUGCUUAUAUGGAUCUUGAAAACGGGUUUUCGCCGGAUGAAGCUAUCCCUGCCUCUGGAUUUACUUGUGUGGGCAUCGUUGGUAUCAAAGAUCCUGUUCGUCCUGGAGUUAAAGAGUCUGUUGAGCUUUGUCGCCGUGCGGGGAUCACUGUGAGAAUGGUUACAGGAGAUAACAUUAACACGGCCAAAGCUAUUGCGAGAGAAUGUGGGAUUCUCACUGAUGAUGGGAUAGCAAUAGAAGGUCCAGUGUUCAGAGAGAAGAGUCAAGAAGAGUUACUAGAACUGAUUCCAAAGAUUCAGGUGAUGGCUCGUUCUUCACCAAUGGAUAAACAUACACUUGUGAAACAGUUAAGGACAACGUUUGAUGAAGUCGUUGCUGUGACUGGAGAUGGAACCAACGAUGCGCCUGCUCUUCAUGAAGCUGAUAUUGGAUUAGCAAUGGGAAUCGCCGGAACCGAAGUGGCGAAAGAGAGCGCUGAUGUCAUCAUUCUUGAUGAUAACUUCAGCACAAUCGUCACAGUUGCUAAAUGGGGACGUUCUGUGUACAUAAACAUCCAGAAGUUCGUUCAGUUUCAGCUCACGGUUAACGUUGUUGCGCUGAUUGUUAACUUCUCUUCAGCUUGCUUAACCGGGAGUGCUCCUUUGACUGCUGUUCAGUUGCUAUGGGUGAACAUGAUCAUGGACACACUUGGAGCUCUUGCUUUAGCCACUGAGCCACCGAACAACGAGCUGAUGAAACGCUUACCCGUUGGAAGGAGAGGGAACUUCAUCACUAACGCCAUGUGGAGGAACAUUCUAGGACAGUCUGUGUAUCAGUUCAUAGUCAUUUGGUUUCUCCAAGCCAAAGGGAAGUCUGUGUUUGGUCUCGACGGUCCUGACUCGACUCUCAUGUUAAACACUCUUAUCUUCAACUGUUUCGUCUUCUGUCAGGUGUUUAACGAGAUAAGCUCGAGAGAGAUGGAAGAGAUAGAUGUUUUCAAGGGAAUACUGGACAACUACGUCUUUGUAGUUGUGAUCGGUGCGACGGUGUUCUUUCAGAUCAUAAUCAUUGAGUUCUUGGGGACAUUUGCAAGCACAACACCACUCACAUUAGUGCAAUGGAUCUUCAGUAUCUUCAUAGGUUUCUUGGGUAUGCCAAUAGCUGCAGGACUGAAGACCAUUCCCGUCUGAUCAAACCGCUCUUUAAAGAGUGCUCUUAGGACAGUUUCUUCAGAAUUUUAGAACAGUAAAAGUCUUCUGACAAAGUCUUUGCCUUUUGCAAUUACUCUGUUUUUCAUUGUUGACUUUAAUCUUCAUAGGGUUUUAUAUUAAGGAUACACAUCUGAUUUCUGAUUCCUAUAUUUUUUGUAAGACACUAAAACUUUAAAAUAGACUCUUCUGUGUUGCUUUUUAAAUCUAA